This is a messenger RNA of Setaria italica (foxtail millet), 1172 nucleotides long. RefSeq lists its product as uncharacterized. The transcript has a single exon. Bases 232 to 783 code for a protein of 183 amino acids. NCBI's taxonomy places the organism in Eukaryota, Viridiplantae, Streptophyta, Magnoliopsida, Poales, Poaceae. The record is from RefSeq and is a predicted model, not a curated record.
UGUGUCUUGUUCCUCUCACCCUCAUGCAUUAACACUGCACAUCUCCUGGCUUUCCAUGGCCUACCAUCCCCUCCUCCACAUAUAAAACCCUAUCACCCCUUCAUCGCAUCUCAUCGUGGCUUCUAGAGCCCCCUGAAGUCUCUCUGUACAUACAAUCUUGUAUAGAUCCCGAGUAGUGAGCAGUUCCUGUGCUGUUCAUCGCAAGAACCCGAUUGUUCAACUGGUGUCCAAAUGGAUCCCAUUACUAUAGAGAAGAUCAGGGCCAUGAACAAGUUUAGCAAGAGCAGGAGGCAGCAGAAGCUUCCUACUCUUUCAAUCUACCUGGUGACCACCUUUGUCAUCUGCUUGCUUCUUACCAGCCCUGCUUGGUUCCCUAGCCUGUGCUCACUCCUCAGCUUCUUCUUCCUCACCACCCUCCCUGACUUGGUCACGGCCUUCCUGCUAAGCCCCAAGUGCCUCUUCAUCGUCGGCAACCUCAUCGUCGCCUUCCUGGUCGGCGAGUCUUGGCUGGCACCAAGGAGGGACGACGAUCAGCCUUUAUUGGUGAAUGAGAUACACGAGGAGCAUGUGAAGAGGAACAUGGCGAUGGUCACAAAGGUGACAACCUCAAUGGUGGUGGUGUCUGACCACAGUGCCUCUGUUGGAGCGGUGGGGGAGGAAGUGGAGGUGAAGGAAGAGGAAGGGGAAGAGGAGGAGCUGCACAAGAGAGUGGAGGACUUCAUUGCAAGGGUGAAGAAGCAAAGGAAGCUGGAAGCCAAGAGCUUCUUCGAUGUUGAUCGAUAACUAUGAUCUGGAAGGUGCAAACUAGAAGCAAGAUUGCAUACAAAGGAUUUGUAAGGUUUUGUGCUGCUAUCCUUGAUUCUGUCUUGUUAGGUUAAAAGGUCAGGGGUAAGGAGGAGUUGGAGAUGAACCCAUUCCACUGUAGGAAUUGCAGUGUAACUGAGGUGUAACCUUGGCAAGUAUUAGGGAAAGGAGAGACAUGGAAUGUGUGUGACCUUUGAGAAAAGUACAAAAUAAGAAAAGUGAUGCAUGGUGUGUUUCUCUUAUCUUGCUUUGUGUCAAGGCUCAGUUGGCAUGCUGCCAUGAUGAUAAUUAUAGCACUUCUGUACUGGGGAACAAAGAAAUUCUGUACUCUCAACCUGAUGUUUAUAAAGUUGUCGAGUAACAGAUUA